UGUUUGAAAAUUAAAUAUUGGAUCGUUAAUGGAUCAUUCCUGGUUCCUUAAUUGUUUAAAGUAUAAACACGGAAACUUCAAAUUUAAUGGAGAAUGUUUAUAAUCAUUCUAAAGAACAUUCUUUGACAUUUUGUUUUCGAAUAUUAUCUCUUUGAAAUGUUGGGCGCGGUUACGUCUCAGAUGAUCCAUCCGUUGUCCAAUUUUCGAUGACUCGUUCAAGCAUUUCGACUGGUAAAUGGCGAAUGACACGCGAAAUGUUUUGCUCCAAGACCUGAAUCGAAGCGGUAUUGACCGCAUAGACUUUAGACUUUACAUAUCCCCACAGCAAAAAGUCUAACGGUGGCCUUGGUGGCUAAUCGACCGGCCCAAAACGUGAAAUUAUCUACUCACCGAAGUGUUCUCUCAAUAAAUUCAUUGAUUAAUGCGAUGUGUGGGAAGUAGCGCCAUCUUAUUGAAACCAAAUGUCGCAGAGAUCCCGAGCUUCAAUUUCAGGCAUCAAAUAGGCGGUUAUCAUUUCGCGAUAACGGCUGUCAUUGACGGUUACGUUCUCACCGGCAUCAUUGUUGAAAACCGCUAGCAUUUUCGAAGCGGUAGUAUUAGGCUUCGAUAAGACCUUUGGAGUUCUAGUACGGGAGGAUAGAGAGAACUAAAUUUUGUAAUUAACUUCCAGGUUAUGAAAACCAUUUGUAAGUUAACUUCGCGGUACUAGUAGACACUCGUCUUCUCCCUCUCCACAGCAUUCACCAACUUUCUAGCUUCGCUAUUUAUGGCCAAUCACAAAUAUCAUUUAUUGAAUGAAAUGAAUAGUUUCUACUGAUAAAAUACCUAUUCAAAGCGAUUUAGAGAUGCUCACCCUCCAGUUUCUACUCUUACAUGUACUGACCUCGGUGGACGACACUUGAAGCCAAACAAAAAAUCCCAUUGUUAUUUAGAGAAUGCAAAAAUCGUCUACCUAAUUGCAUCUUGCCUAAGUUUUAUGUUAAGAUCGUGUUUUUGAAAUACUUUAAGAGCAUUAAUAAGUGGGCAAUAACAACAGCAAUAAUAGAAAAGCAAUUAAUUUCAAUAUUUGCGUCAACUGCAGUCCACAUAUUUCACUGCUAAAACAAUACAACAACACAAUUAUUAGUUUAUUAUUAGUUUUAACAAAUACUAUAUGUGAGCACGUAAGCUUGAAUAAAUAGUGCCUUUAAGGUAUUAUUUCGAUUAAGACCCUCUAUUUAUUUACCGUAAAGUGAAGGAAUUAAGUGAAAUUUAAAAUAGUUAUAUAUGAGAAAUAGACGUGGUUGUAAUCAGAUUUCGUAACCCUGAAAUGUCAGGUUAAUGUCAAAUUAGAGGGGUAGUUUCAGAGGUUAAGAUUUCACCUAAAAGUGGUGGCCGACACACCCAUUGUUCUUGACCAGUUGCAGAGUCUUCUAUGUGGAGGUAGUAGUAGACCUACAGCUCCGGAGCUCAGCUUACUUCAGAUCGGUGACUAUCCACUCCGUCAGAAGGGCAGCGAUAUUAACUUUGAGUUCGCAUACUGUGCGUUCAAAAAUGGUGAAGGAAUGUCUAGACUCCUUGUCUCUAACAUUGAGUUAUUUUAUGAUUAGACUGGCUUCGGUACCCGGCUACAGCGGUAUUGCAGAAAACUGUGAGGCUGAUAAGCUUCCUAGGACAAGCACUGCAGUCUCAAUAUCUGCGCAACGCGAACGGUCACGAGUUCCAUUGGCCUCCUUUGACCCAAUACGGCACUGUUCGGCCUCACACCAAAUUAGCAAGUGCAAGUCGACUACCAGUAGCUCCACAAUCGCAAAGUGAUCCUCGUUCAGUGUAAAUCACAGGAGGUACAGGGAACUCUCCGUUCUCAGCAAGGUCCACCUUUCAGUGGUUGUCAGAGUUCUGACUGGACACAGUUUUAUCGCAAUUCAAUCAUAAGAUUGAAUAUCUUACCUGAUGCCAGCCGAAUCAGCUGUUUGGAAGAAAAUGAGACAGAUUAUCUCAACACUUCCUCCACGGUUGCCCGGCUUUUGCCAGAUCAAGGCAAAACCACCUCGGAUGUCAUACUUUAAGACAUUCAGGAGAAAUAGUUGAAAUAUAAACAAAACCAGAGACACUUCUUUAUCAUAAAGAAUGUGAAAUUUAAUGGUGUUGGCGAAUUCAUUUUGUGAGUUGAGCACUUUCAGUAGUGUUCAACAUAACCGCCACAUGGGGAAGGGUUUGAGGAGGAGGGGAAAAUAAUGGUUUUUACUCAAAUUAGCGCUUAAAUAUAUGGACGGUCAGGAAGACAGUCCAUCGAAAUUCAACUAGUCAUCCUGAUCAUAUCUAUAAGAGGCCAAUUUGAAAGUUUCCGGGCUGACACAUGGAUAGCGCUACUUAAUUAUUAAAUUAAAUCCAUAUGAUUUUUUAAUUAGCCCGAAUCUUUCCACGUCACUGUUGACAGUCAUAUCUUUGAAGUGGUAGCCUCGAAAUCCAUUUUUUUUAUUGACUUCCUUAAAAAUGGAGGGGCUAUCAACAACGACUAUUACGUAGCGUUAUUGGGCCUUUUGAAGAAUCGCCAAAAAACGGCCGCAUUUGAAGAAAAAAAUGGUGUUUCACCAAGACAAUGCAAUCUGCAAUGUGAAAACGAUGGUAACAUCCACGAGUUGGGUUUCCAAUUACUCCCGCAGCCAUCGCAAUCUCGAGAUCUGUCCGCUAGCGACAACUUCUUGUUCUCAGAUCUGAAACUAAUGUCUGCUGGGAAGAAAUUUUCAUCCAAUGAACAGGUGAUUGGCGAAACUCAGGCCUAUUAUGAAGUAAUCGUAGUAAAAAAAAUUGUAUCGAAAAGUUGGAGGGUCGCUAUAAUCGGUGUACUACCCUUGAAGGGUUUUACCAAAACAAUGUUUUGUACUGUAGCAGUCCGGGGACUAUUCAAUUGAUAUGCUAUUAUAAGAUGUUACAGUUUACAUAAAAUAGUAAUAAAAUAUUUAUAAAAAAAAUUUGUCAAACUAAGAAAUGCUCAACUUAAACUUUUUUACAAUAUGGUCCCUUUAUUUAAAUAUAUUAAUAUAAAUCAUUUUGAAUUUAGAUUAAAUUAAAUAGUUGAAAUUACUUUUGCAAUACAAAGGUAAAAAAGAGUAAAUUAAUAAAUUAAAAUUAAUUAUUCAUUAUAAUUUAAAAAUUUCAAUUUUUUUUGCUACGUUUGCCUACAAUAACUGCGCACAAACACGCGUAGAAAUCGCAAACUAAAGCGGCGCCUCAUUGCACUGCCUUCACCGAUGUCGUGCUUCAACACUGUCCCAACAAUGCAUCUAUGCCGGCAGCUGCAGCGAAUGAGUUGUUGACUGCAGUCGAUGAGGCAGAACGGAUGCAACGAAUUAACGCCUACGCAUUGUUUUCUACAAACAAUUCAACCAAUGACGACAACGACGAGACAGGUACUGAGACAUUGGCCAUACUGAGUGAGUAGCCUCAGACACGCAGACACAAAUAUAUAUGUACGUGUGCAAAUAUAUAAAUAUAUAUUUAUGUAUAUAUCUAUAUGUACUGUGGCUACGUUGAUAGACGUCACUGGUUGUAACAAAAAAAAGAAAAAAUUUGCGACAGUGUGCCAGCCGAGUUCAUUGCAUUGGCGUGGGAAAUUGGAACGUUGAUAUAUUCAUUAGUGAUGUAGAAAAGUGACAACAACAAAAAAAAUGUAUAAUUAUAUUGAGCUUUAAAGAUUGUAGAUGAAUGGCAGACAAGAUGAAAGAAAACUGAUUUUAAAAAAAUAAAUAUUAUUGGAAAAAUUUUAAUGAGUACUACUAAAGGAGUAAAUAAGAACAUUUUUGAUUAAUGGAGACAUCAAAUUCAAAAAUUGUUUAGCUGAAUCUGACAGAUGACCGAAAAUCAUUACAAACACCAAAAAGAUCGAGGGUUAAAAUCUUAAAGUAGGUAUAAUGAAAAGUCCUUCAAAGAAACUCCCAAAUGGCAUUUAUUCCCUGACUGCCACUUUCAAACCUCCAAUUAUAGAUCUGUCUUCGAAAAGCUUCUUUCGUAGUUCAUCAGUCGUUAGGAAGCCGUUUAAACCAUAACCAAGGUACACUCCACAUAUUUUAGAACGUUUUCAAAUUCGCCCUAGAUCCUAUGUAACUGACAGGUCAUAUGAAACAGAAACUACUUCCCUGGCUUUCAAGAGUAUGAAAUGUUUGGUGAAACCCGAACUUAGCUCUUCCUUACUUGUUUCAACUUGUUCUAUCUACCAAAUGAGUCCCUUCUUUUCCUUCUUCCUAUAUAGUCGUGGGUCAGUGUGGGCCGAGAACAAAAAACUUCACCAGUUGCUUCUAUCCUUUGCAUUUGAUCUUUUCGUUGAAUGUGCGGGCGCCUUGCUUGCGUUGUCCUCCCAGAGGUAUUGAGUUGAAGAAGCUAUUCGCUGGAUCAUCAUUUUUCGUACGAAUAAUAUGAACUAACUAGCGCAUUCGUUGAAUUCUUAUACGCUUAACUACAUAUAUCCAUGUCGCCGUAUAGCUCAUACUGUUCGUGGUUCCAUCUUUUGCGAUACUCAUCGCUCAAGCAGACGGCUCCAAAGAUCUUGCGAAAAACAGUUCUCUAUCUAGGUUCUUCAUCAUCCAUGUUUCUGCGCCGUAUAGUAGGAAGGGAAUAAUGAAACAGUUAUAGAGCGUAAUUUUUGUUCGUUCCGUGUGAGAUUUGCCUCUCAAUUGCCUACCGAUCCUAAAGUAGUUGGUAAGAGUUAUUCUACGCUUGAUCUCCAACCAAAGAUUUCGCAGGAAUUUAUGCUAAUUCCCAGAUAUACGAAGUCCCUAACUUUUUCAAGUUUAUAGCUACAACUACCAAUAGUAACGAAGGUCACAAGACACUAGGAAUCUUUGUAAGUUGGCUCCAGGCACUUUGUCUUACAUAUUUAAAAAGACGUUAGAUAGCGAAUCACACUAUCUACAGCCUCGUUUGGUGUCGAAGCUCGGAGAUUCGCAAAUUGACCGUGCUUCUAGGAUACCAAAUUUAUAUUAAAUUUAUUAUAUCAAAAACGGGGACAAAAUUGUGAUGGGUUUCGAUCUGUUGGUAAAAGGUUGUCUCCAGGAUUUGUCAUAUUGUAAGUAGAAGGCAAAUUAUACUCUUAUUCAAGUUAUUGGGCAUGUAUUCAUCCGACCAGAUUAUGCUUAUAAGCAGGAACAUGCGCCUUUCAAGGACCUCGCCACCAGCAUUUAACAGCUCAGCCGGUAAUUCAUCGGCCUCUGAAGCAUUGUUGUUCUCAAGCCGCCAUAGUGAUGUUUUCAUCUCGUCGAGUGGUGGGACGACGAUGUUGUCGCUGUAGAUUAUCGGUGCGAGUUCUUCAUCUCCGUCGCAAAAGUGCUUCCGCCAUUAAGCACGUUCGAGAAGUGGUCCCUCCACAUUGCUAGUGUACUCUUUGUGUCUGUUAUCUCUCUUUACAGAAACCGGCCCCGGACUUGAAAUCAAUUGUUAGCUGCUGCGGGCAGAACUUCUGCUAGCUCUUCAUAUUCAUAUCUUUUUACCUCUCUUCUUUUGUUUGGAAACGUGCUGGACGUCUCUGUUCUAAGUUGCCCUUAAUUUCUCCCUUUGGACAGAAACUGGGUAAUUGUGUGCAAAAUAAUCCGUCCUGGACUUCUUAGACAUAUUUUCAGUAGAAGAAAUGCAGGGACUCUUUUGGAACUCUUAGGUCAAUUUCAAGACAAAAAAUGUCUCUACUUUUUAAAAUGAGUUUGCCUUGAUAUACUGUAAAUAUAAGCACAUAUAUAAUAUAUAUUUCCAGUCAAGUAAUCGUCCAAAAGUAUUGUUAACACACGUUCUUAGCUGAUAUUUCCAACAAAUAGAAAAUGUAAAAAAAUAAACUAACCUCUGACUUUGAAUCAAAAACUUGGUUCACAAGUGAUGAUGGAAGACACCGACUACCAAUCUGUAUUGCAUUAUUAAUGCUAAUUCGAAACACGCGUCAUUUGAAUUUUAAAUAAAAUAAUAUAAAGAGUAAAUUAAAAAGUAAUUGUAAUCCCUUUUAAGAAGUCUUCUCUUAAUAUGAAAAAAAUGCGCAAAUAUUGUCCCCAUUUAUGUACAUAUUAUUAUAUUUGCGUAUAUUAGGGUAGUACUUAAAAUUUUCAUAUAUGUAAGUAGAAUUAAUUUUUGUCGAUAAACUUUUUGUGCUGAGAAGCUCAAAGUUUCGGCAAUGGGUAAACGCCGACAGCAUUCGUGUUCAUAAGAGGCUCCAAGCCUUCCCUCAAAGCGACUCUCAAUAACCAGGUGUCGAUCUGCUGUAAAACUAUUCGUAUAGAAACUUAUAACUUAUCCUUACAUCCCUGUCCACCUCACCCACCUCAGGCAAAAUUCGGGACCGAGUUUAAGUUUAAUUCUACAGGUUUUCAAAAAUCCUUGGUGUUGGGUAGAAACGGGACAGACAAGUAAUAGGCAGGAUUAAUAAUAAUGUAAAAUAGCGUUGCUCUAAGCGCAUAUACUGUUCUUUGAUGCUUUUCAAUCAGCAUUACAACUGUUGUAUAGAACCAAUGAGUUUCGCCGCGUUUGACAGCGCAGCUUGUAUCCAUUUCCAGUGGGCUCUGGGAAUUUUCCUUCAGGAUCGCUCUCAUUCAGGUCCACACCAGCAACUGAUUUAGCGGGUGUCACACUUAUUGUGUUCGGCUUUUUACAUGACGGCCUGGCUGACCUCUGUCUCUUGGCUGCCACUGCUGGCGGUUCAACCUGAAUUAAUGAACAUCCGGAGCUCACGAUAGCUUUGCCUUGUCUCAACCCUCGUUUGGUAUCGAACGGCUUGGAGAGGUUCUUCCCGAUCCUGACGAAUCUUUUGGUAUAGCUCAACGUCAACAGAGGUGGUGCAUGUAGAUUCUCUUUUCACGGGCCUCUUCCAAGUUUUGGCGCAUCGUGAAUAUCUGAACCACAGAAACCACAUUGUUUUCUUCUUUUCUUUGGUAGGGUUUAAUAGGUGGCGGGUCCUAAAACCAGCGCACAGCCCUGGAGAGCGAAUAUUUCGACUUUUCUAUUUAGCUCGCCUUCAAACGCAUGCUUUGUGGCUACCCAAGGGAAGUUGUGAGCUGCUUGAGCUACUAUAUGUAAAAUAAUCGUUUUUCAAUCCUCCAAUAUAGCGAAAAUAAUGAAGAAGAAUUUUUUAUUUUGAAUUCCAACUAUUUUUUUUCGUUAUAGUAACAUCCUAAUGCCAUGCUUGCUAUGAAUUUAUAAUUCCUCAACGUAAAAAAUAAAAAAAAAACUGACUUUAAAUUCGCAUUAAAAAAAUGUAUGCAAAUGAAGCAACAGCGUCAGCAGCGCCUUUUGUGAAUGAAUGAAUUAAUCGACAGCAACACGAACUAAAUAUUGCAGGCGCUACUUGCACAGGUACAUAUAUGUCAUGUCAAAUAGAAAAUCAAACAACAAAGCAAAAGAGCGCAAAACUUUGUCGGCAGCCACUUUGCAUGCAACGCACUAACCGAAAACAACAACAACAUUUACACACAACAAACAACAUUGCAGUUCAUUAACGAAUUUCAUGUGUUAUUCUAUAAAUUCUUGUCGCUGUCAGGUUGUCAACGUGUCACACUGCAGCAUGUAAGUGUGUAUGUGUCUGCGAUCACUAAUCCUUGAUAUUUGUGGCAAAAAUAAAAACAAAAAAAAAAAUACAAGAAAACAAACAACAAAAAAUGUGUGCAAAAUAACGCACGUGUUGCAUACAAAAUAAAAUAAAACGUCAAACGAACGCAAAUAAUUAUGCGAGUGCAGAGCAACAUAAAUCAAUCAAAUGAAAAAGAAACGCACAAAAUAAUAACAACAACAACAGCAAAGCCUUUGAUAUGAAUUUUAAUGACGUGCAAUAAUUUAGGCGCCACUUACGCUGAUUAGCAGUGAUAUUUACCUUAUAAUCGCAUUUAAAGCGUCGUAAUUGAACGCACACAUAUACACAUGCAUACAUAAAAUAGUGUUUAGUGAAAGUGUUCGUGUCUAUAUGUCGUUAAAUGUGAAUGUAGCAAAAGUGUUAACAAGUGAAUUUAAGUUUUUUUCGAUAACAAAAUUGUACAAAAAUGCCGAAGGAACGCAACUCCAGGCCUUACGAGGCUCAUGAGCGUCGUGAAUUGCUUAAUUUUCCGCCUAAAGCGCAGGUACUGCAACGUAGAACUAGCGAUGGCAAGCUAUAUGUGCCUCUACCGAUCUCCGAAGAGUUCACCGUGAAGAAUGCGGUCACGACGGACUGGAUUUUGGAGGAACCGCUGGCGUUGCAAGAGUUGCUAGCACAUGAU
This is a messenger RNA of Bactrocera dorsalis (oriental fruit fly), 8201 nucleotides long. RefSeq lists its product as uncharacterized. NCBI's taxonomy places the organism in Eukaryota, Metazoa, Arthropoda, Insecta, Diptera, Tephritidae. The record is from RefSeq and is a predicted model, not a curated record.